Molecule: messenger RNA, 538 nt
Organism: Xylaria bambusicola
Lineage: Eukaryota; Fungi; Ascomycota; Sordariomycetes; Xylariales; Xylariaceae
Exons: 2
Coding region: 135-407 (90 amino acids)
Source: RefSeq, a predicted model, not a curated record
GGCAUUUUCCGUGUCAGCUUGCGGCAUUUCGAUAGACUGCCUACGCAUCGGCAUCUCCCUUGCGUCUUUCGGAGUUCCUUGCCUCUCGCCAGGGAGUACCGUGCAUAAAUACCUACUUACCCUUUAGGGCCUCGAUGAAGCCUUAUAUUCUCUCCAUCUCUCUCCUGCUCUGUCUAUCUCAAGUUCCACUGCAUGUGCAUAAAGGAAAGGCAACACACCACGCAGAUGCGCCAGGUCGUCAUUCUAUCACGCAAGUGCAUUUUGGCCGCCUCAUCUUCACUCCGCCUCCACUGCCACCCUUAUUCUCAUCGGCGAUAAUCACUGCCACUCGCCAGGCUGUAAUUACAGGCUGCUCUUCAUCCUUUUCCUUUCGUUCGCGCUCGUCUGUAGCCAUCAUGGUACGCUAACUAAUACUCAUUAUUCUACCUCCUCUCCCAGUAGUACUGAUCUAGUAAUACUAGGGUUAUGUUACCGUCCUCUAUUGUUGUAACUGUGCCGAGGGCCCGUGGGACUUGAGAGUAACCCAGUAUUGCCAAAC